Messenger RNA from Nematocida minor, 2841 nucleotides. RefSeq lists its product as uncharacterized. The record is from RefSeq and is a predicted model, not a curated record. The transcript has a single exon. The coding region runs from base 1 to 2841 and encodes 946 amino acids. Lineage: Eukaryota; Fungi; Microsporidia.
AUGAAAAAACAGAAUCCGAAGAAAAUAUUGACAGGUACCGUGGUGUUUGCUCUUUUUAUUGCAGGAUGCAGUAGAAGCAGCAGUGAUUUCAACGAGCAAGAGUGGACCCAGGCGGGGCCCUCUAGAAGAAAGGACAGCGAAAGCAGUGAUAUAGAAUAUCUAGGCCACAGUUAUCCUGCACCGAUGAUAGAUAAUACCAUUGUAGUCUGCAAUAAAAGCUAUGCCAAUAUCGUAGGCAGAAUAUCGAAUCAGUGCAGUGCACCUGUGCAGUGCAAUGAAAGACCCAGUGUGAUUAAGCACACGUCCAAUUAUCUUACUGAAACCAACAGGCUAUCAAUGGGAGAAAAAAGAAAAGAGAGCGAAAUGGGAAGUCCAGCGAAUAGCUGCACAGACCAGUUCACACCAGAGAAAAAAAGACAAAAGAGAGACAGCUCGCUAGAAAGCAUACCUGAUAAUGUCUCUCACCAAAGCGAGAUUUGCAUUAUGCCAGAAGACAGUGAACAGCCAGCCCAGGAUGAUCAGGCAGAGCAGUCCGCAGAAAAAAGUGGAGAAAAGAAGGAUAUAAAUGAAUUUAACAUCAAUCUAUGGAACGUCAUGAGCCAGCGGCUGGAAAAUAGAAGAAGAAAGUCCCAUCGAAUAAACCACAAAACGGUUUUUAUGCACUACCAUCUUGACAACUACAUAAAGAAUAUCAUAAAGACAAGGGGAUACAAAGAAAAUGUCAGAAGGAGCAUUGAGGACUUUGCUGCAAACGUUGCUCCUCUAAUAAAAAUUAAUCCAAUGUGGCACUUCAUUUCAAGCAAGUCCACACACAUAUACACAAAGUACAAAGAUCUUUUGGGGCUUCAAGAGUUCUUCAGAUACGGAGAGAAUAAGCACCGAGAAAUACUGGAAGGCAUCCAAGGGUACUAUCCCGCCAUAUUUGACGACAUGAUAGCAUACAUAGAAAAGCACCAGCCGCUGAUGGUUAAAAAAGACGACUUUGAAACUGCGUGGAAAGAAACACUGGGAGAUGUCUACAUGCGAAAGCCUCUUACGCUAAAAUACUCUAUGCUAGAGGAUUUGAACAGCAUUGAGCAGAUGGACAAAAAGUACCAUCCCCUGGCACAGGCUGUGCACAUGGUUCUUGUGCUGCCUGAGGUGUACCAGGACUUCUCCGGCAUCACUGAUCUGUUCAUAAGAUGGACUAAAGUCUCAGAAAAUCGGGAUGUAAACUCAAACUACCAAAAAGUUCUAUUGAGGAUAAAAAGAAUAGUGCACUUAAAUAUAAAAAAAGAGACAAACUACAAACUAUACGAAGAGAUAUACAGCUGUCUUGAAGAAGAAUACGAAAAAGAAAAAAAGCCAAUGGAAGAAAGGACAGCGGCUGAGCUGUAUAAAGACCUGUACACAAUCCUUGUAAAGUUCUACGAAGAAGCAGCAGUUUUUGACAAACAAAACCAAUAUAUUCUCGUGGGGAAGUGCAUAAUAACAGGCCAGAAGUACAUGAAGUGCGAGAAGCUAGUAGAUAUAUCCCAAGAUGUUUCGCGCAAGGGCCUUGCAACUCCUGCAUACACAGAAAUAGAGAACAGAUGGACGGUUUCAUCUGAUAUAAGCCCACACUACCAUGUGUACUAUGUAGACAAUACAACGCACCAGCUUAAAACGCUGUGCAUGCCCAUCUACGUGGAUAAAAAGGGACAGAAACACUACCUGCACACAGUUGAUGAGAUAGUAGCGCAUAUUAAGAGUCUAUAUAAGAUAAAGAUAAACCUAGACCAUGUGCAUCCGUUUAAAGUAAAGAAAGGGACUAAAGAGUGGACAUACGUCAAGAAAAAAGACAGAAGUCUGAGAGUGAAAGAUCUGGCUGGAUAUGAAGUGGUGUUCUACUACAUUGAAGAAGACCUAGAAAAAGCAAAGUUUACAUUUGCAUACUUCAAGCCUCUAAAGACCCAAAUCAGCAGCAAAAACAUCCACAUACCGCUCUUUCUUGCGCCUCUGAUGCAGUCUGCUGUGGAGUUUGGGCCUUUUGAAAAAAAAGGAGAGCAUCAAGAGAUAGAGUCGAUAGAUUUUGUAGAUAAAAAGCCCAGUGCGUACAAGUACAGCAGUGGCUAUGCAACUAAUGAAUACUCAGACAUACACAAGUACUACAGCAAUCUGUACAUACUGCCAGAUAAAGAAAAGAAAAAAAGCGCUGGAUGCUACUUGAUGGACUGCAAAACCACUAAAAAAGAAAAUAACAUAAUUAAAGCUGUGUGGCAUGUGAGAAUGCAGAGCAGUGUGGAUGAGUACACAAACUUUCUACUAGAUAAAAGCUUUAAAGAGGAAGAAGACCCAGAGAAACUGGGUGAUUUUAUUAAUACACUCGAGUCAAGAGAGUACAACAAGGACAGCGAGCUGCAGGGCUUUUGGCUUAGAAAUAGCAAUGCGCUAGACAUGCAGUCUGCGGCUCAGACAGAGACUGUACAUACAUGGAUAGUGAGCCAUCAAGAGAAGAACCAUACUUUUAAGGCGGGCCUGCAUAGGAUAAACAUUCUCAAAAAGAAGAUAAGGAUAAUAGAAAAGAAGAUUGCAAGGAAAAAAGAAAAGAGAUCAAAUUUUUUAGUAUGGAAGGGUAAAAAAGACAGCAGCACAGGAGGAGGAAAAAGUAUGACAAACAGAGAAAGCUGCCAAAAGAGCAAAGAUAGCAAAAACCUAGAAAUCCUACACAAAGAGCUGCGCGAAGCAGUGUCUGAGAAGCCAGAUGAGUAUGCAGAGGUUAUAGUGUUCCGCAAUGUGAAUGAUAGCAAGUCCAACCUAGGCACACACAACGAGAUUCUCGACGUUUUAAUCUCAUGGUAUAACCAAAAAAAGAGUAGAUGA